Bacidia gigantensis is the source of this 1293-nucleotide messenger RNA. RefSeq lists its product as uncharacterized. NCBI's taxonomy places the organism in Eukaryota, Fungi, Ascomycota, Lecanoromycetes, Lecanorales, Ramalinaceae. The transcript has a single exon. Bases 1 to 1293 code for a protein of 430 amino acids. Gene Ontology annotation, molecular function: hydrolase activity. The record is from RefSeq and is a predicted model, not a curated record.
AUGGAACCUCCGAAAAACGGCCAGCUCGACUUUCCCUUCUAUGAAGCUCUCUAUAAAGAUCUCCACCAGAAUCCUGGCUUAUCGCUCCAGGAGGUGUACGCUUCAACAAAGGUAUCAGAAAAUCUCAAUCGGCUGAAUGAGAGCCUUCCUGCAGAUUCCAAAUUUGAUAUCCAUGAAGGAAUUGGCGGGUAUGGCAUCGCUGCCGUGCUGAAGAACGGUCCAGGGCCAAAAGUCCUCCUCCGCGCAGACAUGGAUGCUUUGCCCGUCCAAGAGAAGACGGGCCUUCCGUAUGCAAGUACCAAAAGGGAAGUUGACCGGUCAGAUGGGAUUGAAAAGCCCUUGAUGCAUGCUUGUGGUCAUGAUAUGCAUAUCACCUGUCUUCUGGCUGCCUCAGAUACCUUAGUUCAUAGACUCUGCGAGUGGUCGGGAACUUUGAUUCUGAUAUUCCAGCCGAAUGAGGAAAGAGGCGCAGGAGCCCAAGCAAUGGUCGACGGCGGCCUGUAUUCGAAGAUCCCUGAGCCAGAUGUAGUAUUGGGGCAACACGUCAUGCCCCGUAAAGCUGGUACCGUGACGGUGCGGACAGGGACGCAGAUGGCUGCUGCAGAUUCUUUCAAGAUCACGCUCUUUGGCCGAGGAGGUCACGGUAGUAUGCCGCACAACUGCAUCGAUCCAGUCUUGCUCGGAGCGAACGUAGUAACGAGACUACAUCAAGUUGUGGGUCGUGAGAUUGAUCCAAGUGAGCCCGCCGUGCUUACUGUGGGGAGUUUGCAGUCAGGCGAUACGGAAAAUGUGAUUAGCGAGUACGCCAUCAUACGAGCAAACGUGAGAAGCCAAAGCCCGCAAAAUAGGGAGAGGAUCUUGGCAGCGAUGACAAGAAUAGUAAAGGGAGAGUGUCAAGCUAGUGGCUGUACGAAAGACCCACUCAUUGAGGGGACGACAAGGUUUCCAAUGACCGUUAAUGACGCGGGCGCGACGGCGAAGGUGAAGGCGUCCUUCUCCAAGACAUUUGGUGAGAAGUUUGAGCCUGAAAGACCGGCAAUGAACGCAAGCGAGGACGUCUCGAUUCUUGCCACAAGUGUUGGCAAACCGAGUUGCUUCUGGUUCUUUGGUGGUACUGACCGCGAAAGGUAUGAUAGAGCAGAAAAAGAUGGUAGAACUGCGGAAGACAUACCAGUCAAUCAUUCCAGCUACUUUGCGCCUGUGAUACAGCCAACAUUAAAAACUGGAGCCGAAGCCCUUUGUUCUGGGGCUAUGACCUUCUUUGGAAAGGGAAAGCAAGCGGCAGAGUGCUGA